This is a messenger RNA of Paramuricea clavata, 641 nucleotides long. Lineage: Eukaryota; Metazoa; Cnidaria; Anthozoa; Malacalcyonacea; Plexauridae. The record is from the annotation of a GenBank genome assembly.
CUGAGGAGAAAUUCUUAAGAUUGACAAGGGAAGAGUUGCACCAUGAACUGCUGAUAGAAAUUGAUGAAUCGGAAGAUGAAAACGCCGAAUCCAUCCCACCAGAGGCAAAAGACCGAAGUUGUCGAAUGCUGCAGGAAAAAGGCAACAGGCAAAGUCAAACAAGAGAAAGAAAAGUAUAUCUUUGGGUGGGGCUCACAAAACAAGAGACGACAUGUAGUGUUAUUGAAAAGUCUAAUAUUUUUCAGUGCUUUAAGUAAGACAUGUAUUCGAAAUACAUGCAAAAUUUGACGUUUGAACCAGGUCUUUCCUUUUUUCUGUAACUUAUAUGUUAAUAGAAUCCCGCAGUUCUGGUUAAAAUCGGUAAUGCCCCUACACGCCUUGUACCGGUCACGCUAAUGGAAACUGAUGAGGUGGCUGGUACAGUUUCAGAACUUUCCAUCGAAUCAUCCGAAUAUUGUUCAGAACCAGAUAGCGAUGACGAUCAAAUUCAACCUGUUAUGGUCAUCAAUACGGAUGAAAACGAAUCAACAGGUAGCCUAUCGCGGGAGGAGUUUGACUUUAUGGACAACAACCAAUCAAUAGUUUCCGAUGAACCAAUCAACAGAAAAGGUUGCCUGCUCUACAUUGAUAGAAAUGCCUGA